Messenger RNA from Myripristis murdjan (pinecone soldierfish), 1618 nucleotides. RefSeq names its product Fc receptor-like protein 5. The transcript is spliced from 9 exons. Bases 1 to 1329 code for a protein of 442 amino acids. Gene Ontology annotation, molecular function: transmembrane signaling receptor activity. NCBI's taxonomy places the organism in Eukaryota, Metazoa, Chordata, Actinopteri, Holocentriformes, Holocentridae. The record is from RefSeq and is a predicted model, not a curated record. Gene Ontology annotation, cellular component: external side of plasma membrane. Gene Ontology annotation, biological process: cell surface receptor signaling pathway; immune response.
AUGGAGGUCACAGCUGUCUGCCUCACACUCGUGAUGAAUGUGUUGAUGCUGCUGCUUGCACAAGUUCACCGUGGUUACUUUGCUCAGAACAGCAAUCCAGCUUUGCUUCGUGUUUUUCCAGACCGACUGCAGCACUUUGAAUACGAAGAAGUCUCGUUCAGUUGUGAGGAGCUUGAUGGUUCUUCUGGAUGGAGAGUUAUGAGGAUGACUAACAGAAUAGUUAAGCUGUGUGCACCUGACUGGGAGACGUCAAAUGAGGCCUCCUGCAGCAUUGAAACUGCCUAUCCGGUAGUAGACAGUGGAAAAUACUGGUGUGAGAAUGAAAAGGGACAGAGAAGCAACGCUGUCAGCAUCACAGUCACUGCUGGCUCAGUGAUCCUGGAGAGUCCUGUCCUCCCUGUGAUGGAGGGAAGUGAUGUCACUCUGCGCUGUAAAACCAAGACGACUCCCUCCAGCCUCACAGCUGAUUUCUAUAAAGAUGGCUUCCUCAUCAGGAACAGCUCAACAGGAGAGAUGACCAUCCACAGUAUCUCCAAGUCUGAUGAAGGUUUCUACAAGUGCAGCAUCUCAGACUCUGGAGAAUCACCAGAGAGCUGGCUGGAUGUUGGAGAUGCAGCUUUUCUUAGUGUCAAUCCAAACCGACUGCAGCUUUUCGAAUACGAACCUGCCUCUUUUAAUUGUGUGGGGCUCGGUGGCUCCUCUGGAUGGAGAGUGAUAAGGGAGAUCAACAAAACAAUAAAGAAAUGUGCCCCUGAAGGGGAGCUGUCAUCUGGAGCCUCCUGCACCGUGGAGAAUGCCUACACAGCAGCAGACAGUGGGAAAUACUGGUGUGAGAACGAGAAGGGAACGAGGAGCUUCACUGUCAACAUCACUGUCACUGGUGGCUCUGUGAUCCUGGAGAGUCCUGUCCUCCCUGUGAUGGAGGGAAGUGAUGUCACUCUGCGCUGCAAAACCAAGAUGACUCCCUCCAAUCUCACAGCUGAUUUCUAUAAAGAUGGCUUCCACUUUGGGAACGGUUCCACAGGAGAGACGACCAUCCACAGUGUCUCCAAGUCUGAUGAAGGUUUCUACAAGUGCAGCAUCUCUGAAACUGAGGAGUCACCAGAGAGCUGGCUGGCUGUCAGAGGUCGAUAUCAGAACGUUUCUGCACAGUGGAACUUCGCAAGCAGCGUGCCAGCACUUCAUGAAGACACUGACAGCUCUGUUCAUGUCUUCGUGAUAAGGACUGCAGCCACCUGUUUAUUGAUGGCUGUGCUGCUGGUGAUCGGGCUGCUUCACUGUGGGAAAUGCAGAGCAAGAUCUCACACGUCAGGACAAGCGGCACUAUGAGAAAGACCAAACAGUACAGAGACUGAUGAACCUCCUGCAGAGGAGCUGCACAAAUGAGAUGAACUUCAACAAUCAGCCUGAUCUGUUCUGCUGUUUCCUCUUCAGCCGAGGAAAAGACCAGCUGCCACCCACAUGAAAAGAUAUUUAGUUUAGGGUUAAGUAUCAAAUUGUUUAGUUGUCAUUCACUGCCAGCACUGAUAAACACAUUAAAAGCUUAAAAAAGUUAAAACUUAACAAUAAUUACGCAUACUUUUGUAAAAAUUUUGUACUGAAUUAUAUUAUACUGAAA